CAGCCGAGAGCCGAGGUGUUUUUGUCAGUUGAGUGUUUCUGUUUUUACAUAAAUUAAAUUAUGAAAGUUGGAACUUAAUUUUAAAAAAUGAAUCCCGUAGAUUAGUUUAAAUUUGAGUUUUUACUUGCCAGUUUCUUUCAUCACCCAUGUAAUUGUAUUGUCACCAAGAGUUUGAGAGAUUUAACAAUGUUAAAAGUCGAGGAAACUGAGUCGAGCUUUGGCUCAAAAUUAGAGAAGGAAACAAAGAACUUGGCACUUCUAAAGGAACAAAUGGAAAGAAGCAGUCAAAUAACCAAAGGAAUGGUCAGCAUCUUGUCAUCGUUUGAAAACAGAUUGUCCAAGUUAGAGAUCACCAUUAUGCCCAUUUACAAUGAGACUGGAAAUUUGCAACGAAGACAGCAAAAUAUAGAACGUACGGUAGCUGCAUUGGACGAUGUGAUUGGUUACUACGGUGUCAGCAAAGAAGUUGAGGUAGUAAUCAGAGCAGGACCAAGCGGACCGGAGGGCCUAGAACAGUUCCUCGCUGCGAUGACAAGAUUACAGCAGGCCCAACGCUACUUUGAAAAGAGUAAUCCUCAAAGUGUAGAGCUUGAGAAUGUGUGUUCAUUAUUCACCGCAGGAAUAGAUGCUCUGAAUCGAGAAUUCAAAGAAUUAUUGUUGAAACAUAGUAAACCUGUGUCACCCAUCACCCUUCUCGACCUUGUGGCAAACGAUGAAGAACUAUUUCAUGAUGAUUGCUCAUCGGUUGGAUCUUUGGGUCAUUUCUCUGAAACUGUCUUAAGUGAUUUGACUCGAAUGGCAGACUGGUUAAUUGCUGAGACCCGUGAUGAGUUUAUGAAUAUUUACGCCAGAAUUCGAGCAAACAUUUUAAUGAAGUCUCUAACAUUGUUGAAGGACCAUCAGAAAUCUGGCAGUGGAAGUAGUAUGCAGAAUGUCUCCGCUGUUUCCCCGAAUAUAAGACCAAAAUUUCCAAGUAAAAUUGAGUCUGUCACCAGAAGUAAAGCCUCUAAGAGAUUGCAAAUUUUUGAAAAGAAGGCUAAUAAAAUGCUUUUGAAAGCAUCGCAAACUUUAGAAAAUUCGACUGGCUUAUCAUUAGGGAACAGAAGAUCCAACAUACAUCUCGAAAAUCGUGAGGAUAUUGUGGAUGAGCAAGAAAUGGAAAACUAUCUUGUCACCGUCGUUGCCCUUCAGCGCUUGAUGACAAGCGAACAGUCACUGAUGCAUGGUAUCAUUCCUCUUCAACAUAUCCACCAAGUGUUCCAGAUCAUCAUUCAAGAUGCCUUAAAAACCAUAGUUCAAGACGGGAAGAAUAUUGCUGCUCGGACAAAACGGUGCAUAUCACAUCAUGAUUUCGGGGGAGCAAUCAUCAUUUUCCCUAUACUGAAACAUCUUCUCAAUUUGAAACCUGAAUUCGAGCGAGUGGUUGAAGGGUGCGAAUUAAAUGUCAGACAGCAGUUCGCAUCUGUUGUAACCACUCUUCACUCAACGGCUGCUAAAGGAUUAGAAGAAUUCAUCGAAAACGUGAGAUCAGACUCUGGCACAGCUUUACCUUGUGAUGGCACCAUUCAUCAGCUAACAAGUGAUGUAUUAGUAUUUUUAGAGCAGCUAGUGGAUUAUACCGAUACUAUCGGCAAUGUUUUGAAUCAAGAUCCAACCUACUCCGCCGCUUUGAUACAGAUCACCUCCGAUACCAAAUCCAACCUCAACAAUGAUAAAAAUAAAAUUUUACUAGGAAUUUAUAUCAAAAAAGUCUUGUCACAGUUGAAUUUAACAGUUGUGAGCAAAAGUGAAACUUACAGCGAACCUGGAGUCCGAGCCAUCUUUCGAUUGAAUAAUUGCCACUAUGUACUGAAAGCUUUGCAGCGGUCAUCUCUUCUGGAACUUGUAUCAUUUUCAGAACCAGACUGUGAGAACAACUAUUACAGUAUGAUAAGCACUCACAAGAAAGCUUAUUUGCAAUGCUGGAAUAAAGUUAUCAGCCACAUAACAGCAUUGGAAGACAUUCCUCUCCAAGGUGGCAAACUGAGAGAUAAAGAUCGCAACAGUGUGAAGGAGCGAUUUGCCGGCUUUAAUAAGGAAAUCGAAGAAAUUUCCCGAUUGCAGAGAGGUUAUUCCAUCCCAGAUGUUGAACUUCGCGAAAGUAUAAAACGAGACAACAAAGAAUAUAUCCUUCCAAAGUACAAUACUUUCUACGAUAAGUUCUCCUGCCUUAACUUUAGUAAAAAUCCUGAGAAAUAUCUAAAGUAUGCGCCAGAGCAGGUGGCUGCGUUAUUAGACCGCUUUUUUGAUGUUGCUGCUUAAUACAAUUUCAUAUUUUCAUAACAAGAGACUACUCUGUUUAAUCCUACACAAUUUUGGAAUUAUUUAUAUAAAAAAUGUGGAGAAAGUCAAUGAUCAGCUUUAUCUAAAUUCAGCUAAGACUGCCAAGUCUUAAGACUUUUCUCAGAAUCUCACCAUAUACACUAAGUUCAGUCUCAAUAUUUUGGAUUUAGUCAGAUUGCCUAAUUAGAUAUUGAAGAGGCCACUGUAUUUCCGUACUCUCAAUUUCACUUGUUAAUCCAAUGUUACUGAAAUGCCUCCUGUAUUUACGUAGGCUACAGUGCGUUUUGGAGUUAUUGUGAUACAUACAUUAAUUUUUAUAUAUACAGUUUGUGAUUAUUUAUUGUUAUAAGUGCACAUAAUUCUAUAUUGUUUUCAAUAAAAAAAGAAUCUGUUUUGUUUAAA
This is a messenger RNA of Bemisia tabaci, 2724 nucleotides long. It is a transcript of the gene Exo70, whose product is annotated as exocyst complex component 7. Gene Ontology annotation, biological process: exocytosis. Gene Ontology annotation, cellular component: exocyst. Gene Ontology annotation, molecular function: phosphatidylinositol-4,5-bisphosphate binding. The record is from RefSeq and is a predicted model, not a curated record. NCBI's taxonomy places the organism in Eukaryota, Metazoa, Arthropoda, Insecta, Hemiptera, Aleyrodidae.